AGCGCGACGAGUGGACGCGCAGCCUAUCGCACAAAAGCAAUAUGGUGACUGACCAACUGAUCGGCUGUCGGGGGUGAUAGAGCGCACAUUCGAGCGGGGAAUGUUUAAUAAUAUUGUCAUUGUUAACCGUGUGCGUCGGUGAGCGCGAGUGAUGAACUUGACGUGAUCCGGAGCCUCUUCAAAGGCUAAAGAACGUGAGAACCAUGUGCGAUGUGUGUGUCGACUUUCACGAUCUUCUGCUCUCUUAUGACGAACGUUCGUCAAAGGAACAAGAUGCAUUGGCCACAUUAUGCAUAACAGAUGUGGACACAACAUUGCACUAUGUUAAUCAAUGGAUACAGAGGCAAUGUAUGUGCUGUUAUCGCGAAAUUAAGAAUUUCGAUCGGUUUAUAAGGUUAAUCCAAAGUGUCGUGCUCUGUACGUUGCAACAGUUGCAAGCUAUACAGCAAAAUGGACAGCAAACAAAUAUCACUAAGGAGACUUCUGAGGAGGGAAAGGAUGAGAGUGAAGAUAAGAGUAUUAAGCGAAAAUCGAGUGAUAGUGCAGAGCAUACGCAGGUUCAGGAGAUUCAGACGAAACAAACUUGGUCCCAGCAGGACAGAGAAAAAUUGUUUCAUCUUCUCUCAAAGAUCCUGGUACUGAAUUUCCCUCUUUAUCUCGCUAUGAAGCAUGGUGGUGUAAUCAAUCCGUUGGCUCCUGUCAAGGACGAAGGUGGUUACUGCGAGCCGCACGAUCCGGAGGUACCAGCGCCAUUGAUCCGCGCAGUAUCUAUAUUUUGCCAUCAAGGAGGUUUUAAUCUGAUGUCCGCCUGCUUCGACAUGGAGAACACACUGCCCGUUAGUCUCGCGCAUGCAAUGGUCGCGGUAGUUUGUAAUUUGAAGCUCUGGCUAAAUUACGGCAGUGUCAUACAGUUAUUCAUACCGUUGCGCAGCCGUGUCAUGAAGUACAUGUGUCGUUUGGGCGACAAGGAAUUGCGUACUCCGGCCGUUAGAACCAUGGCUGAUUUCAUGUGGAGCGCGGUGAAAGAUCCGAUUGACGCUGUACUACCGAGCUUCGAUCGUGACGGGCUCGAUCUGGCAUUCAAAUACUUCACCAGCACGACGUUGACCAUGAGGCUGGCCGGUGUGGCUCAAAUAAACGCUCACAUCACGGCGUCCAACGAACUCUGCAAUAGCGAAACUGUCGCUGAGGUGGAGCAAGUAGGACAUGCGCUUGCCGCUUGGUUAACCGAGAAUAACAUCAUAGCCCACAUAUUCGGACCAAACUUGCACGUGGAGGUGAUCAAGCAGAGUCACAUUAUACUGAGCUUCCUGGCGAUGGAAGGUAGAAUCACAUCCUCGGACAUGGACACCAUGUGGCAGGCCGCGCAGCUCAAGCACUGCGGCCGUCCGGUUUAUGAUCUGCUGGCGCCUCUGGUCAAACAUCUUGCGUCCACUCCCGUACUUCAUUUGUACUCUUUGCUAGGUAAAUUAGAACCUAAGGACCACACGGAGCAGAGUCUGUUCUUAGCGUCGGCUUUGAUCAAAUUCAUUUGGACGUCUGGUGGCUCGGUAACUUGCUCGAGAAGUAUGUCAAUGAAGAACAGAGAGAUUCUCAGGAGCUCCUCCGGCAGAGUCGGCGGUGGUAGCAGUAGUAGCGAUCCGAGCGGAAUGGACGCCAGCAGUCCCGAGGACGACGAAGAGGAAGAACCUAGCCCGACACCGUCCGACGGACCGUCGCCUAGGAAACAAGCGAGAGCUGACAGCAGCGAUGGCGAAGGGCAUUACAAAGGGAAAUCUUUGACGACCACGACCAUCGAGUCGAGUCCCGCUGAGAUCGAAGGUCUCCAUUCUGACAAGUCCGAAGGCAACGUGGAAUUGGUGAAGGAUCACUCAUCGGCGAACGUUAUUCAAGACGAAGCGAAGAACAAGCAGAGCGGAUCCGACGCAGAAGCGGAUACUGAGAAAUCUAACACGGAAGAGGCGUUCGUACAGGAAAAGAAGAAGCGGAAAAUCCUGCGCAAGCGAAAGAGACCCCAGAAGCGCUCACUGACCGCCGUUGAGAAAACCUUAGAAGACAUCGUCGGUCAAGAGACCAAUGUCAAGUCGAAGAAUCUGUCGGACGCAAGGAGUCGAACGGAAGACGUGUUGAAUGGCAGCCUGCACGUGGGCGCUUUAGCCUCCUUGGAUGAGCCGAAAAGCGUGGACGCGUUGGAUCGCGUGAAGCAACAGGCGAUGGCUUUGGACCCGAGUGAUCAACAAGUCCCUACCACGGCGGCGCUUCUGAGACGUGCCAACAAAAACAAGUACAUGCCAUCUUUGGUGGGUUAUAACGGGAUUGAUCGAGCGGCCGAAUCGGCGGAUAGUUCGCACGACGAGGACGACAGCGAUGUAGCGGGUGUGCUCGCCGCCGCGGACGGCCCCGGUGCGGUGAUAUCCGAACUCGCCGGUCUGGUACACGCGACCGGUCCUACAUUCUUACCGUCAGGUUUGGACGAGAUGCUAUCGGAUGAGGAGGGCUCGUACAGCAGUAGAAUAUCAAACAAGAGUGAGAAGAACAUGGCUGAUUUUGACGGCGAAGAGAGCGGCUGCGAAGAGGAGCUCGCUCAAUUAGCCGCUCGUCACCUCACCGCCAUACAAAUGCAGGCUUACCAUCCGCAUCAUUCACAUUCGACUAUGACGAUCAGAAGAGCGGUAUGUCAACCGCCGCAGGUACGAACCAUUCGACAAUCGGUCGCGAGACUGAGCUCACAAUUCAACACGGAAACUGUCUGCAAGCCCGGCAAUACGUUGCUCUGGGACCUCCUGCAAGACGACAAAAUAGGACAAUUGGGUGAGGGCUUGGCGUCGGAGGCCGAGAAAGCGUUGUGCAAUCUUUUGUGCUUCAAUGUCGAUCAAAAGAUCCCGGAGAAAUUCAUCGAGGGUUGUCUGGAGAAUCUGGCGAUGAACCGCUCCGUGGUUAUCUCGCUAAGAUUAUUGCCGAAGCUGCUGGCGAGUUUUCAACAAGUGAGUCCGAUAGCGGAGCCGUAUAAAGCGAUGCUCCAGGCCAACGACGACGGUAUGAUGAAGUACUUCUUCAGCAAUCUGAAAACUUACAUGAGCACAGGACCGAAGAGCAAUCUAUAUUCGCAUCAAACGGAGAUACAAGUCAGGCUACAAUUUCUAUCGUCAAUUUUCUCGCCCUUGGGCUCGCCGGAGACCUUCCGCUUAAGUCUGGAACAGGUGGACAUACUGUGGCAGUGCUUGUCGCAGGAUCCGACCUGUGCGGACGAACUUUUCAGCUGGCUGCUUAGCCAAGCGAAGUCCACGGAACAGCACGCUUUAGGGAUGGACACCCUCAAGCAUCUCUGUAUACGCAAAUUACCGAGCUUACCGGCGGAAACCAUCAGUAUGACGGGCUUGAGUCUAUUUCAGCAAUUGUGCAACUUGGCGCGUCUGGCCGCGACGCACUACAACGGGCUACCGGAAGGGGACUUUGUGGGUAUGGAUUUUCUGUGGCGGAUCGCACUAAAGGCCAAGAGCACGGAUGUCAGUAUGGCGGCUAUACAGUAUAUCAACGCUUACUACAUGUCGCAGCAACUUAAGUACGAGGCGGAAUUCGUUUCUCAGUGCAUGACGCAUCUCGCGGCAGCCAGCGCCGACCUUGAGACCAACGAAGAGGCGAGUUUACGCUGCAUACAACGCGCCUUGCUCUUGCUGAGGACACAUCUGGAGGCUUUUCGGAAACGUUAUGCCUAUCACUUGCGCCGUUGGAUGUUGGAGGGCAGAGGCGCUGGUAGUUACGUAGCCAUGAACACUUCCGACAAGGGCCAACAACUGCGGAUUUUCGUGCAGCCGGCUGGUAUACCUGAAAAGAUGAGCUUUAUUCUCCUUAAUACCGACUACGUGGCCGACUUAAGAGCUGAAGUUGCCAAAUGGUGGGACGAUACGCAGAACACUCAAGAGAAGUCCGCGUCUUCCGGCCAGAACGCCCGAGCGCCGAACAGCGGCUCGGUUCUGGGAUCAUUGCUCACCGACGGUCCAAUCAGGAUGAUCACCCAGGGUCAAGAACUGACGAUCGACUUCGAUGAGAAGACUCUGCAGGAGAUGGGUUUCAAGGACGGACAAUUAGUAUUUAUUUCACCCGGCGCCAGCAGGGGCAGCGCGAGCCGUUGCGCAGGCAAAUUAGCGCGGGAGGCGGAAUCACCCUCGAUGAUACCGCCCCCGUCAACAGACUCCUUUCCGACGUUGCUGCUGCUGCAGCCGCAGUACUUUGAGCAACUGUUCACGCUCAUGAGGACCCUUAGCGCCAUGAGAACGACCGUGAAGGGCGGUCAAGAAAUACCGCACACGAAGGCCCAGGUGCUCUCGCGGAGAGUUUGGGACACGCUGACCCUCUUACCGACCAGUCCAACUUUGCUGCGAGGCUUCCAGAAGCUCGAUGAGGCGUCUCUACAGGAAUUGUUCGAUCCGGCUAGUCCGCAGAAAUUGAUGUACUCUUUGUACAUAGUCGAGUCCCUGGGUCGACGCGGCGCGAUGAGUCAGCCGUUGACGAGCAACAAUCCCAUCGUAACGAGCGCAGCGUCGCACGAGGGUGGCGGUGACGCAGAUGACAAUCAUGAUGACAGGGAGAAAGACGUCGCCUGGUCCACGUUGUUUGUGCAACAUGGCGGAUUGCGGCAUCUCUUCGAUAUCUUCAUGUCUGGCUGUCUGGAGCAGGGAGACGGCAGCGAGUGGCAACAGGAUUGCCUGGCCAGUCUGCUAAAGCAAUUGUGUCAUCUCGGGGUUGUGAAGGACGAUAAGAAGCGCCAGAAGCCCGACAAGCUGCUGGUACCGAAGCUCAGCGAAGCAAUGCUGCGGAUGAUGAACGUCGACACCGUGAUGUCGCGGAUAACCAGCAUCUUGAACGACGCUUCGUUGCCACUUGAUCCGAAUCACUACAAGACCGGACUUUUUGGUCGCUCGCAGGUGAUACAUUACGUGAUGGCCCUGCUCGUCUGCUGGGUACACAGUGACCCGGCGGUCAGACAAUACCUUUUCUCGUCGUCUGAGCCGUUUGGAAAAACGUGGCUGCGCAGACUAGUGCUGGAAGAUCCGGAGCCGGCAGUGAGACGUGAGGUGUGUACAGGUUUGUACAAGUUGUGUCUAGGUACCACCGGCGCAGAGGACGACGCCACGGACGUUCCGGGUCUGUUGGUGCCCAUGCUGAACACCCUGCUGGAGCAUCUGGUGAUCGCCGAGGCGAUGCAGCCCUCUCACCGCAAGCCGGACUUACCGCUGCACCUGCAUCCCGUGUUGGACGACGGGAAGGAGCCAUAUGGGCCUGCUUGUCGGGACUUCUUCUGGCUGCUAUGUCGCCUGGUGGACUCCUUACCGAAGACGAGCAGCUGUACACCCGCUCACAACGCUACGCUGUUGGUCGAGCUGGCGAAGUCAACGACACCUGCGACGAUACGCGAAGGCCAGGACGACUCCUCCAGCGCCACCAGCAUCGACCUGGAGGCAUUGGCGAUACGAGUGAUCGAUUCUGUACUCAACAGGGAGCACUUGGAGACGCGGCACAACACGGUAGAGGACGAUGCGCUGGUCGGCUUGCUGAAUCUCACGUGCAACAUCAUGGCGCACAAUCCGCCCUGCAAGCAAGGCAAGAUCGGGCAGAAUCUACUGGACGAGGUGUUUGACUUCUUGUUUGCAUUGCCGAAUCCGCGCAGCAAGCAUGUGCCCAAAUGCAAGAGCCAAGUGUCCAGGUCCGCUGCGUUUGAUCUGUUGGUCGAGCUGGUGAAAUUCGCGCCUGGGAAUUACCGGAUACUGCACGAAAAGCUGCUCGCGCAGCACCGCCCUGGACCGCACUCGCCGUAUCCGUGGGAUUAUUGGCCGCACGAGGACGGACGUUCCGAUUGCGGCUACGUCGGCCUCACGAAUCUGGGCGCGACGUGUUACAUGGCCAGUUGCAUGCAGCAUCUAUAUAUGAUGCCGCAGGCGCGCGUCUCUAUUUUGGGCGCCGAUUGCAAUCGUGCGAACAAACACCAGCUGACGCUGCGGGAGCUGCAACGGAUGUUCGCUUACCUGCUAGAGUCCGAGAGGAAGGCGUACAAUCCGAGGAGCUUCUGCCGCGUAUACACAAUGAACCACGAGCCGCUCAACACUGGCGAGCAAAAGGACAUGGCUGAAUUCUUCAUCGACCUCGUCUCCAAACUGGAAGAAAUGACGUCAGACUUGAAGAACCUGGUGAAGACGUUGUUCUGCGGCGUGAUAUCCAACAACGUCGUUUCUCUUGAUUGCGAGCACGUGAGCAGGACCUUGGAGGAGUUUUACACGGUCCGAUGCCAAGUAGCGGACAUGCGGAAUCUCUACGAGAGCUUGGACGAGGUGACAGUCAAGGACACAUUGGAGGGCGACAACAUGUACACCUGCUCGCAAUGCGGUAAGAAAGCGCGAGCCGAGAAGCGCGCCUGCUUCAAGAAGUUACCGCACAUAUUGUGCUUCAACACGAUGCGCUACACUUUCAAUAUGGGCACGAUGCUGAAGGAGAAGGUGAACACACAUUUCAGCUUCCCGCUUCGGCUCGACAUGUCCGGUUAUGUCGAGAAGAAACUGAUGCCGCAACACUGUCAGGAUGAGAAGAAGGCGUCCGAGAAACGGAAACUCGAGAACGACGGCCAUGCGUUGCUGACGGACGACGUGGAGGAGGAAGAGGAAGAGGAGGAGAUGGAGCAUUAUCUGUACGAUCUGAUCGGUGUGACGGUUCACACUGGGACGGCGGACGGCGGGCAUUACUACAGCUUCAUCAGGGACCGCACGUCUCCCAACAAGGACAAGUGGUUUUUGUUCAAUGACGCCGAGGUCAAGCCAUUCGAUCCGAAUCAGAUCGCUGCGGAGUGUUUCGGUGGCGAGAUGACCAGCAAGACGUACGACUCUGUGACGGACAAGUUCAUGGACUUCAGCUUCGAGAAGACCAACUCGGCGUACAUGCUGUUCUACGAAUGGUGUGCCGAUCCUGGCGAGCAACCAAAAGAGGAGGAAGCCACCGUCUCGAGUCCCACCGUCACCAGCGGUCGCUCAUCUUCCUUGAUGCGCAAAGACAUGAACAAACUGCCACCGCUGGAGCUGAGUAAGGAGCUCGAAGACUGGAUUUGGCAGGAUAACAUGCACUUCCUGCAGGACAAGAACAUAUUCGAGCACACGUACUUCGCGUUCAUGUGGCAGAUCUGCGGCUACAUACCGCAGACCUUGCUCUCCAUGCAGCCGGACAUCACGGAGAUGUCCGCGGAGCUGUCCACGUCCUUCUUCAUGGAGACGUUCAUACACGCCAAGGAAAAGCCGACGAUGGUGCAGUGGGUGGAGCUGCUGACGAAGCAGUUCAACGCCUCGGCUGGCGCGUGUGCGCGCUUCCUCGAAUGCAUGGCCGGCAACUCGUGGUGGCCUAUUCAGAUUCUAGUCAAGUGUCCUAAUCAAAUGGUCAGGCAAAUGUUUCAACGGCUAUGCAUCCACGUGAUUCAACGAUUGCGCGCUACUCAAGCACCGCUGUACCUUCUUUGCGACGAGGAGAACGAUGUUAACACCGUCGGCACCCGAUCCUGCGUCACGAGAUUCGUCCGCAUGUUAUUGUCACUCAUGGAGCACGCUAAGCAGCACCUCAAGCAUCUUACCGAAUACUUCAGCUUUCUCUACGAGUUCAGUAAGAUGGGCGAGGAGGAGACCGUCUUCCUCAUCCGUGUGCAAGCCAUCUCCACGAUGGUGAACUUCUAUCUCGGCCACAAGACGCACGAGUUUGUUGACGCGGUCAGUGAGGAGGAGGAGGAGGAAGAGAUCGUCACUGUACCCACGGAGAAACUCCGUUCCGCCUCUUUAGAUAAGAUGAUUACGCUGAUAGCCACCUUGGUCGAACGCAGCAGAGGACCGGAUCACAGGCUAGCCUUGUCGCCGGCGGAUCUCAGCGCCGUCGCGGGUGGCAAGGGCUUUCCCUUUCUGUACCAACAGACCCGAGACCUCAUCAAUCUCAGCCAGACCAGGAAUUUGAUACAAUCACUGUGUCGUUGGAACGAUCGGCUGGCUAUACACGUGGUCACGAUGAUAUUUCAGGCGAUAAUGAAGCACACCGACGUGUGCCAACCGUUCUUCAAACUGUUGACUUUACUGACUGAGAGCUCCGGGCCGAGCGGUCUGCCCUGCAUGACCCAGCUGAUUCUCAGCAGGGUCUGGGAAGCGGCGAGGGUGGCUCCGCACGGUGCCCUCGAGUGGCUGGCUCUAGCGGUCACGAGGAGCAAGCUGGCGCACGCCUGGGUACUGCAAGGCCUCGACACGUGGCUGCAGCACUUCCUCCUCGAACAUUCGAAUCAGAGAGUUCGCUCGGCCGCUGCUUUUCUGCUGGUGUCGUUAGUCCCGUCUACGCACUUCCGACAAGGCUAUCGCAGCGCGCACCGCCUCGGUCUGGGCUGCAACGCCUCCAGAGAGCUUCAACUGUCGCCGGAAGCCACUCUGAUACUGCAUCAGAUCUACACGGCGCUUCUGAGGCUGCUACAACCCGCGAGACAUUACAUCGACAUACAAACUCAUGGUACAAUGAAGCUCACUGCCUAUUUCGCAUUGCUCACAUACUGCGUAGUCUCUAAGACCGAAAAAUUAAUGUUCGGCCAAUAUCUUAAUGAUCUGUGGACCCUCUUUCAUCCGAAGCUCUCGGAACCUAGCAUUCCGGUGCAUCAUAACAAACAAGCGGUACUCCUGUUCUGGUAUCAUGUUUGCUCCAAUUGUCCGGAGAACGUCGCUAUGAUACUUCACAACCCGCAUAUAACGAAAAACAUUGCAUUUAACUACAUACUAGCCGAUCAUGAAGAUCAGGAUGUCGUCCUGUUUAAUAGAGUCAUGUUACCCGCUUAUUACGGCCUCUUGAGGCUUUGCUGUCAACAAUCGCGCACUUUCACAAGACAAUUAGCUGCUCAUCAAAAUAUCCAAUGGGCUUUCAAGAAUAUCACACCUCAUCCUACUCAGUAUUCAACCGCGGUGGACGAAUUGUUCAAACUGAUGCAACUGUUAGUCCAGAGGCAUUCCGAUCAAACAGAACAAGAGGAAGCGGAAAUUGCGUCGUUUAGAAGAGGCACAUUGUCCUCCUAUUUACAAGGGCUGGAUGGUCGGUCGUGUUGGGCGACUCUCAUCUCUGCUUUUCGAAUUCUCAUCGAGUCAGACGAUGAUCGUUUGUACGUUGUUUACAACGGUGGCCUAAGCAUGGCUCUCGAAGCGUUUCAUAUGCUGCACAUCAUGUACCACGAAGCGACAGCGUGUCACGUUGCGGGCGACCUAGCCGAGUUGAUCGCCAUCAUCGUCGAGUUGGUACGCUGCAUUCGCACCGCCAGGGACGGACCGGAUGCGAGAAAUAUCCUGGCAAACUGCAAGGAGUGGCCGGAUGUGCUGCGUAAACUGGCGACAUUGCUAAACACUUACAAUCCGCCAGACAUGAGAAAUCUGGCCAUCGACCUGUUGAAGGAGCUCGUGAUGCUCGUCCCCGCCGAAGCAAUACUGAUCUUAGCGCCAUUGCUCUCACACUGCCAUGCAGCUCUUCAAGAGUCUCACGCCGCGGUCCCGCCUGGCCCGUAUCUACCACGAAGAUCCACUCCAGCUGGGAAGAUGCCGACCAGACCCGCUAGGCCAAUGGUGCAGAUGGCAGUGCCACAUUCGCAGCUGGAAGCGUCGAAGGGAGUUGAUCCAGAAUACGACAGCGCGUUGUUAGAGUUCUAUCUACCUUAUCACGAACUGAUAGAUGUCAUGUGCAGAUUAGCGAUCAAUAAUGACUGCAUGACGGAUACGCUGGUGAAUCUGAGCGCCAUGCUCGGCUUCGAGGGUGUCCCGCUGCACUUGGCUCUGUUCCCCAGACUGUGGCUGGACGUGCACGCUACUGCGCACAUAGACAGGAAGCACAUAGCGUCUCUCAUUUGCUCUUCUUACACGGUGGACUACGUGGACGCAGUGUUGUUGGACGAGAGAUCGUCGCUGGGUGUGCCGGCGAUACACGCCUUCCUCAAGACCUUCUUCCCGAAGCUGGCCAGCCACGUGCUGACCGAGCAAACAUGCUUACUCAUCGACAAUCUCGUCACUUCGAUGACAACGAUGGUGGAGGCAGUGGACGUCGAGACGUCCGCACAGAGGCUCACCGGCGACCUACGCGCCUUGGCGCUCGUCUACAGCAGCAGCACAAGACUGAAGCCGCCUACUACUUUGUUGCCGGCGUUGGAAACUCUGUUGUCGCGUACACGGACUAUCACGGUGAAAAAGAGCGGUUCUUCCGAUAGCGAGACACCCGCCAAGAAGCGCAAGCUCGUCAACGACGAUAGUGAGCCGCCCGAUAAGGACUUGCGCGUCGUGCAGGUGAAGGACGGCAUGGAGAACAGCAUGUCGUCAAAGCCGGAGGACAAGGCGGACAUGAUGAAGCACGGCGCGAUGUCUUCCGAACCUGACGACGACAAGGCCGCUGUCGCCGUUACCGCCACCCGGCAGAAGUCGGGCAACGUUCAAACGGAGGCGAUCGCCAGCGGCAUCAGCAACGUGUCGCCGAGCUUGGUCACCACCGCGAAUGCCUGUACAAAUCAGUUGCGCUGCACCUUGACUAACGUCUCGUGGCUCGAGAUGCUCGAGAGCACCAUCGUCGAUCUCCAGAUGAUCGUGCAAGUGCAGAGCAAGAAUAAUUAAUUUUCACCCCGCGUUCGAUGUAGAACGAUCCUGCGAACGAACGGUGCGUCGCAUAGGCAGGUGGAAUACGUACGAUGACGAUGAUGAUUAUGCGGCACUGACGUUGUUGCCCCUAGAAUUCUAACGUUCCCCUGCUCUCACGUCUUAUGUAUGUGUGUGUACGUGCGCGCGCGCGUAUGUGUGUGUGUGUAUGUGUGUGGGGGAUGUGUGCACGCGUGCGUGUACAGGGUGUGUGCGCGCGCGCGCGUGUGUGUGUGUGUGUAUGUAUGUUGUGUGUUCGUACGUCUUGUGUAUGAUCUUACGUCGAUAGUCUACGUGCUAACGUGAAUUCGCGCUCCUUCGCAAAAAUCGGAUGUAACUUAAUAUGUGUAAUAAUGUCGUAAAGGGAGAUAAAAAAAGUAUAUGUACCGACCGCGAUUUACUUUCCAAAUAUAGAAGGAUAUGAAGUAUUUUCAUUAUGAUUUAAGUUGCGUCACAUGAAACGGCACAUGAAAACAAACCUGACAGGGAGAGAAGGGGGGAGCCAUGUCGUGUGGGAUUGGGUAUCCGGGACUGAAUAAUUUUCGAACUGAAAUGUUCGUUAGUUCUGUGAGAUUUCUGUCUCGCUGGGCAAACCGAUAAACGUGAUGCGCGCACUCGAACGUGCAAUAAAUAAAUAUAAAACCAUCCAGUAUUGAAAAGAGCGCGAAGUAUAUUAAGUCUUAAGGUACUCUUCAAACGCUACAAACGCUGUCGAGGGGACAACUUUCGUCGACACAUCGUAAAUUAUUUCUACGGUUUCACGCUACACUCGCGUGUCUCACUCCUCUAUGUGUGUGUAUGUGUGUGUAUGUGUGCGCGUGUGCUCGCCUGUGUAUCUGCCUCUACUGCUGUGUGUGUAUGUGUGAGUAUAUGUACAUGUGAAAGGGAUCUCACAGGGUUUUUCGCAAAGAAAAGAGAAGAAAACGGAAGUAAGGAGGAGCACGUGCAAAAUCGUCCGUCGAAAUGUCUGUCACGGUCGUGUGAUAUCACGUCGCUGCUGGCAUACACUCGGCCCGUCUCUCGUUUCGACAUAUCCUUCCAUUGUUCUCUCGCGUUUUGCAACCCGCCCUUAUUUCGAGAACAAAAAUCGACCUGCCAGGUCGUUCUACUUCGCGCAAUUUCUCCAGAUAUUGGCGAUUUCGCUCUCGAAAUUUGUAAAAAAGAAAGAUCGACGUUAUCUCGCUCGUUUCCCUUCACCAUCGUUAGACCACCGUCGGAGAAGGGAGAGACAAAGGAGGAUAAUCUAUCGAUACAUAUGAAUAUGAUUUCGGUUCGAGCUCGAACUUGGACUUUUCAUUUUUACAAAUUCUCGUAGAGACUUAAGUUCUUAGUGAAGUAAUAGCGUAGGAUUAAAGUAAAAUUCGCUAGCGUAUUUAUUUAUUUUCGACCAUCGCCGUGCGCGUGCGGACGAGCGCUGUAAAUCCUUCCGGUGAGCCGAGGAACCCUUUCUCUCCUCCUUGUUUCGUCACCGUCUCGAUCAACUAUUCGCGCAGCUUACUUUCGUCAAUUGUCCAAUCGUAGCUUUCUCUUUUCAUGUCCGCCAGCUAGCUCUCUCAGAUCUCCAUGUAUCGUAGGAUAUCUCACCUAACGAACAAACGGUCGUAAGACAUGAGAGACUUCCGAAAAGCGCGUUUUCGUCGACGACGUAUCUUGAUUCCCGCGAACCUGCCGCGAAGACGCCUCGCUCUUGAGGAGAAGCGAACAGUGUUUUUCUCCUUUCCGUUGAAAUCCAUUGAUUCUCGUCGAGUAAUGGCACUAAGAGAUGCAUCAUCUCGUUUGAUGUAAUCCUCUUGUGUUCUCGCGACUUCUAUCAGCAUUUUUCACCAAACAAGCACGAAGUUCAAGCGUAAGAUAACACCAUUUGUAUAUUACCACGACACACACACGCUGACUCGGCCGUUCAACAGAGAGAUAAAGAGAGAGAGAGAGAGAGAGAGAGAGAGAGAGAGAAGAACUCUUUCCCGCACCAAUGCUAAAUUCUCACUCUCAUCCCCUCAUAGGUGUUUCACGAUAAGCAGUGACCUUGUAUGUUUGUCGAAAUUCAAAUAAACACGAACUCGUUCAAUAGAUAUCGCGCGAGAUGAAAUCGAUGAACGAUCGCUUUAUCCGCUUCAUGCAAUAUAUAACUACCUUAAGUGUCGCUAACGUUCGAUGUAUGAUUGUGAUUGAAAAUCAGGAAAAAAGAACAAGUAGAAGAAAUAUCGGCUCUCUCUCUCUUUCUCUUUCCCUCUCUCUAACUUUAUCCAAUUUCUAUCUAUCUACUUUUCUUUUUUCUUUCUUUAAAUCUGUCCCUCCAUCAGGCAAUGUGUUCACUACAUCCAUAUGAUUCGAUAUUCAAUCUGAAUAAUGUCAAUAAUCGCGCGAAUUCAUCAGCGACAAACUGAACGAUGACGCGAAUCAUCCGUGCAUGAUUCUCUCUUUGAACAUGCUCUUCCAUGCUGAAAGAGGAAAGAAAAGCGAGUUCAAAGUUGCGAAAGGGAAAGAAAAAGAAAAGAAUAAGUCACCAUCGGAAGGUAUGAAGUAAGAAACGAAUCAUUUGAUCAUUUGAUUCGCAAUCAAAUUUACCCGAUUAACACUUUACAUCCGAUGAAUUUAAGGGAUCUUGAAUUUAUAUCUUUGGUGUUAUCUUAUCUGUAAAAUACUAUAUCCGUUAAUAUCCUGAAUAUGAAGUAGCACAAAAUUAUUUUGAGAUUAUCUCUCGAGAUUAUCUUGAAAUUAAGAUUGACCAGAUUGUAUCCUGGAUAUACUGAGGAGUGUCCUGGAGCCUCCUGAAUACAUCCAGAAUAUUUUGCACUAUCUUGGAUUUUAUCUGCCAGUAGAUAUUUAAUAGAUAAAAUUUAUAAUAGACUUAACGCCAUCGUGCAAGAUCUAUUAAAUUGUACAACUAAAUUCGCUUCGUUUGAUGUGACCGAUUGAUAAUUGUUGAUAAAUUCAAUCCACGUACGAAUAUUGCGUCUGGUGAACGCGUUGCUUGCAGAGUUCUAUCGUCUUCAUAUGAGAUACUAGAAGAGUGAUGUUUAUUUUCUAUUGCUGAACUGAUGUAUGCUUUCAGAAUUUCGAAAGAGAUGUAUGUACAGUUGAGACUUACUCGAAGAAAGAGAAAAGGGGAAUUAGUGCAAGGUAGAGUAUAAUCAGUUUAACAAUGGAAAACAUUGCUCUAUGUACUACACACGCAUGUGAAACACAAAAGUUCAAAUUCGCUUAGAAGAGCGGAUUUUCCGAUGUCACAGGCCGAGAAAUUUCUUUUAUCUUUUUUUAAUUAUCAAUCACACAUCAAUGAUUAUCUCUCGCGUAAUGUGUGAUAUAUACAAGUCGUAAGUGUGUGUGAGUGUGUGCGUGCGUGCAUGUGUGUGUGCGUGUAUGUGUUUACCAAUUAUAAUAUAUAUAUAGGAGAUUAUACAAGGAGGAACAGAGAGAAUGCGGGAUGAUAGUAGGCAUAUAAGCGAGAAAUGCAUAAACCAUGAAAGGCGCGAUCACGUAAGCAUUUACAGAACUUUACGUGUUUAAUUGAUAAAAAUUUCGAUAACGACGUAUAUUACCGAGGGCCACAGAGAGUUGUGCUGUCCGACUUUCUCGACUCUUUUCGAUGAUAACGACGACGACGACAUCAUGACGAGCAGUCGACGAUUUAUAAACGAUGUAUGUAUUAUGACGAAUGAAAGGCGCUCAUACUCGGUGGCGAACUUGAAUCAAGACUGUAAUAACAAACAAAUUUUUCGAGCGUGUUGUGAGAUUCGUCUUCUCUUCUCUUUUUCGUUUCCCGAUCGUUCUUAUCCGUCGUCGCGAAACUUCUUACCGAAGAAGCUGUAUUUCGUCAGAUUUGUAUCUUCGACAUGUGUUUACAUUUGCGUAUCCAUUAUCAUUAAGAUGUAUAGUUUUUCGAACGAUAAUAAAAAUAUCUUGAUUUUAA
This is a messenger RNA of Harpegnathos saltator (Jerdon's jumping ant), 14568 nucleotides long. RefSeq names its product ubiquitinyl hydrolase 1 puf (gene puf). The transcript has 11 exons. Bases 204 to 10637 code for a protein of 3477 amino acids. Gene Ontology annotation, molecular function: peroxidase activity; heme binding; cysteine-type deubiquitinase activity. Gene Ontology annotation, cellular component: nucleus; cytosol. Lineage: Eukaryota; Metazoa; Arthropoda; Insecta; Hymenoptera; Formicidae. Gene Ontology annotation, biological process: protein deubiquitination; response to oxidative stress. The record is from RefSeq and is a predicted model, not a curated record.